Paramecium tetraurelia is the source of this 1459-nucleotide messenger RNA. RefSeq lists its product as uncharacterized. Gene Ontology annotation, cellular component: membrane; Sec61 translocon complex. The transcript is spliced from 5 exons. Gene Ontology annotation, molecular function: ribosome binding; transmembrane protein transporter activity; signal sequence receptor activity. Gene Ontology annotation, biological process: SRP-dependent cotranslational protein targeting to membrane, translocation; post-translational protein targeting to membrane, translocation. The record is from RefSeq and is a predicted model, not a curated record. Lineage: Eukaryota; Ciliophora; Oligohymenophorea; Peniculida; Parameciidae.
AUGCCAAACAAAACCAAGAUUCUGAAUUACAUGAGGCCAGCUAUGGCUAUCAUCCCAGACGUAGCUGAACCAGAAAGAAGAAUUCUAUUUAAAUAUAGAGCACUUUGGACAGCCAUAGCAACAUUGCUGUAUUUGAUUUGUUCAUAGAUCCCACUUUAUGGUAUUUACAAAUCAUCUGCUGGUGAUCCAUUUUAUUGGAUGAGAGUCAUCUUGGCAUCAAACAGAGGUACUUUAAUGGAAUUGGGUAUUUCACCAAUGGUCACAGCAUCUAUGAUAAUGUAACUAUUGGCUGGUGCCAAAUUGAUUGACGUUGAUUAGAAUGUAAAGGAAGACAAAUAACUGUAUUCAGGAGCAUAAAAAUUGUUGGGAAUUCUUAUUGCUUUUGGAGAAGCCUUCGCAUAUGUCUGGUCAGGAAUGUAUGGAGAUUUGGAUAAAUUGGGUGCAGGAAAUGCAAUUCUUAUUAUAAUAUAGUUGGUAUUUUCAGCAAUCGUCAUGAUUAUGAUUGAUGAAUUACUAUCAAAGGGAUAUGGAAUUGGAAACUCAGGAACUUCUUUGUUUAUAGCUAUAAAUAUCUGUGAGAACAUUAUGUGGAAAGCAUUUUCACCAAUUACUCACAAAACUGAAUUGGGAUUAGAAUAUGAAGGUGCCAUUAUUGCAUUAUUACAUGGAUUGUUUGUAUAGAGUGACAAAAUAAGUGCUCUUCAAUCAGCCAUAUUGAGAGAUUCAUUACCAAACCUAACUAAUUUGUUAGCAACAGUAUUGGUCUUUUUGAUUGUCAUCUACUUCUAAGGAUUCAAAGUCGACAUCCCAAUCAAAAACAAUAAAGUCAGAGGAGGAUUAACAUCAUAUCCUAUCAAAUUAUUUUAUACCUCCAACAUCCCAAUCAUCCUAUAAACUGCAUUAGUAUCAAACCUCUAUUUCCUUUCAUAAAUUCUUUACAGAAACUUCAAGGGUAACUUCUUAAUCAGAUUAUUGGGAUAUUAUCAAGAAUUAGAGAAUGGAUAGACUGUUCCAAUUGGAGGAUUAGUGUAUUAUGUGUCACCUCCAAGAUCAAUUUCAGAAGCUAUCUUCGAUCCAAUCCACACCAUCCUCUAUACUGCAUUCAUUCUUGGAACUUGUGCUGUGUUCUCAAAAACUUGGAUUGAUGUUUCAGGAUCAUCACCAAAAGAUGUUGCCAAAUAAUUGAAGGAACAAGACAUGUAAAUCGUUGGAUACAGAGAUUCAUCAAUGAAAGACGUGUUAAAGAGAUACAUCCCAAUUGCUGCUUCCUUUGGAGGUAUGUGCAUUGGUGCUUUGACCAUUCUUGCUGAUUUCUUGGGUGCCAUCGGUUCAGGAACUGGUAUUUUGUUGUCUGUUACAAUCAUUUAUGGCUAUUUUGAAACCUUAAAGAAGGAAAAAGAAUAGGGUACAUUAGAGUUGUUUUGAUAUUAUUAAAUAUUUUUUUAAGUACAUAACAUUU